GAAUAUCUUGAUAGGUACCAUUGCAGACUAUUCACAGACCCCCGUCCCUGUAUGCGCCUGCUCCCGCCCCGUGAGCUUAGGAUUUUUUUUUCCCUGCCCAUCCCAUUCAGCUACUUUUUCCAUGCCUUCUCUUGAUCAUCUUCAUCAGCAUCCAGCACUACCAAUGCCCUGACAUGCUGCACAACCCUGGCAUCCAGCCCUCUUGCAACCCAAAUCCGCAUCUGGAGAUACUCACACAGCCGCAUUAUUGACAACGCACAAUACGCCGGCACAAUUGCCCGUGCGGUGUUGUGCGCUGCGGGACCAAUCCUUGUCAGCAGGAGUCCCCAUCCUGGUCUCCGAGUCCGUCUCCGGUCUCCGUUGAAUCAGUUGAAUCAACGGUGUGUGCAUACCGAGUCAUAGCUUCUCCCGCUGAAGCUCCCCUUUCGUCACCCGGAUGAGAGCCAGCCACGUCUUCAGAAUGGCCUCUUCAAGCACCAUCUUUGAUGGAGUCUUUGGAAUGAAUAAGCCAAUGGGCAUGAGCUCCGCCCAAGUAAUUCGGGACUGCCAACACUACUUUAACCCCUCCGCUUUCUUCAAGCCUAUGAUCGACCAGGAGAUCGAGAAUAGGAUUCUAGAGUCUAGGACCAAGAGGAAGCGCCGCGGCUUCAGCAAACAUGACAUCCGGGUCAAGAUGGGUCAUGGGGGCACACUCGACCCUCUCGCUACCGGCGUGUUAAUUCUCGGCGUUGGCAAGGGCACGAAGGCUCUGCAAUCCUUUUUAGAUUGUACCAAGACCUACGAGACCGUUGUGCUCUUCGGCGCCAGCACCGACACGUAUGAUAGGGUCGGCAAGAUCCUGAAGAAGACGUGCUAUGACCAUAUCACCCGGCCCAUGGUCGAGGAGGCCCUCAACGCCUUCCGCGGAAAGUUUCAGCAGGUUCCUCCUCUUUACUCUGCUUUGAAGAUGGAAGGUAAGCCCCUCUACGAAUACGCCAGGGAGGGGAAGCCGAUCCCCCAGGAGAUUGCAACUAGAGAAGUGGAGGUGUCUAGCCUUGAGCUAGUCGAGUGGUAUGAACCCGGUGAGCAUGCCCAUCGUUGGCCCGCCGAAGAAGCCACUACGUUCGAGCGCAAUUUCGCCGAGCAGGUCUGGAAGAUCGAAAAGCAGCAACAGACUUCGAAGAAGCUCACCCCCGAGGAGGAGGAGGAGGAGACCAAGGCGCUUAAGGAGCACGAGCGUUUCAAGCGGAAGUCCGACGAGAACGUUGACGCCCUGGUUUACGACCGAGUUAGUAGUAAACGUAGAAGGACUUCGCAAUAUACCCCCCUGAUGUCAGGUGCGCUAGGAGACCUCCCGCCGGAACCCCCCAAGCCUGGGAGAGGGUCAAAUUUGGUCCCUGCAUCCCAAGACCCCAACACGCCCCCUCCUUGGGACGGAAAAGGACCACCGGCGGCAAGAAUUCGGAUGACUGUGACGUCCGGCUUCUAUGUCAGGAGCUUCUGUCAUGACCUGGGCCUCAAGAUCGGAUCCGCGGCAAUGAUGGCAGAACUUUGCCGAAGUCGCCAGGGGGACUUCGCUUUGGGAGCCGGUAAUUGCUUGGAGUAUUCAGACCUGGCAAAAGGUGAAUCGGUAUGGGCGCCUCAGAUCAAGGAUAUGCUACUUCAGUGGCACAACAAAUCACAUACCACGUCUUCCCAGCCUCCGCUGAGAGCUAAACAGAACAAGCCCGCGCACGAUCAGAGCAAACCCGCAAUCAGGUUUGCAGAUAAAUCUCGAGAACACAAAAUCAUCAACAAGGCUGAAGACGCCCUUUCGAGUGAAGAACCUCCAACUCCACAGCCAUCAUCUUUGGUCCGGGAAGAGGAGCCCGAGGAGGUGACUGGUUCAAAACCUCAGGGAACACAGGGCUCGGACGGAGCAGUGGAGGCAUUGUCGACCUCAGCUGCCACCACAUCCACAUCCCAAGAAACCGCCGAGCCUCAUGUGAAGAGCAACGAAGCCGAUGAAGAACCUUGGGCCGGCUUUCCCGACACAGGCAGCGUAACGAAUGCGUGAGCCCACUACCUAUAUCUCAUGGCUGUUUGAGAUUAUCGCUGGAUCGUAUAGCCCAUUUGUGCCUAGGCCUAACGACGAGAGGCAUCUCUACAAUAGCACACAUCUUCACUCACAAGAGAAGGCGCGCGAGACGAUAAAAGAAAUUUAUUAGAGUGUUUGUGUUGAGCGCAUUAGCUAGGCGUUAGCGGACGGGAUUUGCCUGCAUACAGACAGGACAGACGGCCGGGUACGGCGCUAGGCGAGGUACGAGAUGAGGGGAGGGAACUGCAUAUCUCAGAUCAACUACGUGUCGCUCACCCACCCCGUGGGCCAUGUAAUAGCUGCUCUGGCUCUAGCGUAUGAGGAUUUUUCUUCGGGGGGAUGCGAGUUGGAGCCUGCAUAAAAGAGACGAAUAGAUGAAAUUGACGACGACUCGUUGGGUGCUGUGCCUCCGUCUCCAGGUGUGCGUACCUGUAUAUGUCUGCGGCUGACUGGGUGUAUAAAUGUGCCAUAGAACCAACGACUUCCCCGCGUUAUAUAUGCUUGCAUAUUAGGGAGGCAGGGCGGGGCCGGUUCAACCGGCUUGCUUCCCGAACGAAGCGCCAGUCUGGAAAUGCUUACGGCUAGAUCGAGACCGCCGGCAAAAACACCUUGUGCGCCGGGGGGGCGGGGG
Molecule: messenger RNA, 2687 nt
Organism: Durotheca rogersii
Lineage: Eukaryota; Fungi; Ascomycota; Sordariomycetes; Xylariales; Xylariaceae
Product: trub family pseudouridylate synthase-containing protein
Exons: 3
Coding region: 437-2035 (532 amino acids)
Biological process (GO): mRNA pseudouridine synthesis; tRNA modification
Cellular component (GO): mitochondrion
Molecular function (GO): RNA binding; pseudouridine synthase activity
Source: RefSeq, a predicted model, not a curated record